This is a messenger RNA of Cooperia oncophora, 219 nucleotides long. The record is from the annotation of a GenBank genome assembly. NCBI's taxonomy places the organism in Eukaryota, Metazoa, Nematoda, Chromadorea, Rhabditida, Trichostrongylidae.
AUGCCAUCAACCUGCUCCAUAAUGAUCAGCGGACGGCUACAACUCGUACUAGUUCUCGCAUUUGUUAUCACUGCCUUGGCAGCCACGACCAAGAAGCCAGUACGUAGCUCUAUGGGCGGGAAAAUGACAUGCCCCAGCAAAGGUAACACUGGCUUCCUGGAGAGCGGGAACUGUCAAACCAACUAUCAAAAUGUUGACGAACACAGCUGCAGGAUGUAG